AUAAGAUUACAAAGGAGGAUCGAGAAACCUACAAACAUUUGAACAUUGCUGGUCUUGUUGGCUCUAUUGACAAUGAUUUCUGUGGCACUGACAUGACUAUUGGUACUGAUACUGCGCUGCACAGGAUAAUUGAGGCUGUAGAUGCUAUAGCCACAACUGCCCUGAGUCAUCAGAGGGCAUUUGUUCUGGAGGUCAUGGGCAGACAUUGUGG
Candidula unifasciata is the source of this 211-nucleotide messenger RNA. The record is from the annotation of a GenBank genome assembly. NCBI's taxonomy places the organism in Eukaryota, Metazoa, Mollusca, Gastropoda, Stylommatophora, Geomitridae.